Molecule: messenger RNA, 2226 nt
Organism: Tripterygium wilfordii
Lineage: Eukaryota; Viridiplantae; Streptophyta; Magnoliopsida; Celastrales; Celastraceae
Exons: 6
Coding region: 102-1418 (438 amino acids)
Source: RefSeq, a predicted model, not a curated record
GGUUGAUAUAAAAACAGGAAAGAAGUUCGUUAAGAAAUUCCAGAGGGUCGACCAACCUCUUCACGACGGUUGUGCAUCUACGGUCCUUGAAGACGACGAAAAUGGCGUAUAGGAGAAGACAGGGAAUUACGAGGGCUGCGACCUUCAAGGAAGAGAUUCAUCACCAACCGGACGACCACGUCUCCGGCUCUCGAGAGUUAAAUUCUUCGCAUUCAUUUUCGCCGUCUUCGUCCUCCUCCUCAAUGCAAUCCUCAUCUCUUGCUGCUCAGGCGAUCAGGGCCUCUGCAGCUCGUCGUGAAUCGUCUUUUGCCUCUGAAUCUCUAAGAUCCAAGGGAUACGGGUUUGCUGCCUAUGAGGAUGCAUCGCCUGGAAAGGAGCCCAGGGGAUUUUGGGGUGUCCUGGCUCAUAAAGCCAAAGCAAUUCUUGAGGAUGAUAUUGGAUCCCAAGAAUUUGAAAACUCUAGUAGAUCAAGGUUCCACAUGCCUGACGAUUCGCCUGGUGGCAAGUUUCAGCAGCCAUACAAACUAUCAUCUGAUAACUUUAGAAAGAUGGACAAUCCUACAUUACGGAAGGGGUUGGAUAAGAUUACUUCUUCUCUUAACCAAAUUGGUGACACCUUUGAAAAGGCUUUUGAGGAAGGACGCACAAUUGUUGAAAAUAAGACUGCAGAUAUUAUCCAAGAGACACGCAAACUUCAAAUAAGACGAAAAGGAAACAGUCCUCAGGCAGAUAAUCAAGACAUUGGUAUGAGUACCUCGUGGCAACCUCUGGUGCCGCCUACCCAGCCUCUGGAUCAAGCCAACCAUGACAUUCAACUCAAGGCAUCUCGCGACGUUGCAAUGGCAACUGCUGCUAAAGCAAAACUUCUUCUUCGAGAGCUGAAAACUGUUAAAGCAGACCUGACUUUUGCGAAGGCAAGGUGUUCUCAACUGGAAGAGGAGAAUAAAAUUCUUCGUGAGAAUCGUGAGAAAGGGAGCAAUGCUGCAGAUGAUGACUUGAUUCGCCUUCAGCUGGAGACGCUUUUGGCUGAAAAGGCUCGUCUGGCACAUGAGAAUUCAAUAUAUGCUCGUGAGAAUCGUUUCUUGAGGGAAAUCGUUGAAUAUCACCAACUCACAAUGCAGGAUGUUGUAUAUUUUGACGAGGGGAAUGAAGAAGUUACAGAAGUUUACCCCAUUGCCAAGAUGCUCUCUGUUUCUCCACCCUCUCCUAACUCUCCAGACUCACAUUCUGCAAGCCCAACCGUUCCCAUUUCGCCUCCAGAAGCACCUGAUAUAUCUGCAAGUGAUUCCCAGCCGAGUUCAGCUACUCAAGUACUCGAGGACAACAAGGAAAACAUUGGCAAAACUUCCCCACUGAACUCGAGCACUCAGUUACCCGCAGAAAAAGUUGGCAGUAUAGCCCAAGUACCUUCUGAUUAAAUUGAGUCUCAAUUAUUUAUUUAUUUAUUUUCCUUUCUUAGUUUUUUUCAUUUUGGAUCUCUUGUCCUUCUUGGAGAAGGGUGUGGGUUUCACUGGUGCCUAUUUUUCAUCUUUUCCUUCCUUUGUAUAUGUGAGGGCAGAAGAUGCUCAUGAACUUCCCCCCCUUCUCUCCUUUUGGGCCAGCAUUGGUUAUCAUUUUUUGUGUAUGUAAUCAUGUAAUAUAUGUAUGCAGCUCUUUUAAUUUAUCCUUAAAUAAAUUCGAAAUUCUUUUCUUGCUUCUCUUCUUCGUGAGAAUAAAAGCUGGUUCUGUACUGGUUUGAUAAUCGAAGAACUUAAAAGCAAACCACGGAUUUACCGCAAGCUUAGUAGGUGGAUCGAAAAUUCUCACAAUAUUCAACCACUUGUACUGCGAAUUAGUGAAGGCCACAUAAAAAUAAGACAACGUGCAAUCAUCUUCAUGUAGACCUCCAUCUCCAUCUACUCGUGAAGGUUUUUGACCACCCAAUGGUGUCAUGCCGAGAAAACCUGACUAGUUCAAUGUACUUUUAUUUUAUGGUGAAUAGAAAACUCCACAGCAAACACUCCAAAAUAUAAUUUCACAAUUAUAUUGGAAAGAAAACACUAUGACCAAAUUAACAUAGAUGUGUAUUGUUGAAGAAGCUCCAUUGCAUCUUAAGGGCCUCAUUAGAUACAUUAAACCUUUCCCAAUACAACAUACAAGCAGAAAGUUUGGCCUCAUCUAGUCAAUUCCAAUUUGACUGUCUUUGAUUUUGUAUAUAAUAAACAAGGUGGAAGAAAAAAAAUCCAG